This is a messenger RNA of Hyla sarda, 3723 nucleotides long. It is a transcript of the gene DHRSX, whose product is annotated as dehydrogenase/reductase X-linked. NCBI's taxonomy places the organism in Eukaryota, Metazoa, Chordata, Amphibia, Anura, Hylidae. The transcript is spliced from 7 exons. The record is from RefSeq and is a predicted model, not a curated record. The coding region runs from base 1169 to 1957 and encodes 262 amino acids.
GGCAUUGCUGGGUGGAAUACUAAUCAAGCUAGUUCUCAGUCUGCAGCUGCCUAGCUGCAGACAUAUACACACAAGGGUCUCUCACACCACACAUGCUGAAGGCUGCCUCUGUCACGCAUGCAUACUGACUACACAUCACCAACAGUUACGCUAGCUAUACCGUGGCAAUGCCAAUACAUAAUUUGCCAUCCCUGAGUAAUCCGCUCCGGCACUUUGUCUUCUAAGCUAUACUGGUAAACCGUACACCUCUGACCUUCCAAACCUGUGCUUCUGCAACUUUUCUGCCUCUUUCCAGUUAUUCUGCAGCCUCCUCUCUGUCCCCAGCUGAUGGCUUUUGAUGGAAUCGACAGCAGGAGCUCACAACAACUUCAAUUCAACUCUUCUCCCUCUUUCUUUAUUCUUCAAGUUUGACUGCGUCCUGUGUCUUCUGCGAGAAUAAAGGGAGUCUGGAGGAUCAGGGCUGCUCCCAUGGCAGGAUUAUUAGCAUCAUUAAGUUUCCUCUGUGCAGUCCCUCUCUUUGCUCUAGUUAAAGCUUUGAUCUCUCGUGCUGGAGACUCAGAUGGACGUGUGCAGAGCAGAUUCUGAAUCUGUUAUAGACGAGCUGUCAUUUUCUUUCCCUUUUCCCUGUCAAGUGGAAUAAAGCACCAUUUGUACAUCUCAUUCAACUUGGCACGAAGCAAUGCAGAUGAUCCACAGGUCCUAGUUGGUACCUUGCUCAAAAGCAGUUGCAUGUCGAUGCCAGAGACCAUCGGUUAACCUUUGCUUCAUUAACCACUAUAAUUGCCAACUAUUCUUCUUAGUCUGCACCCGCAGGUGACAUGCAGUCCCUCAUAUCACCGGUGACCAAAGCUAUUUUAGUAGCUUUGUUCAUUUUUGCCAUUCUGUUGAUUCUAUAUGUGAUUCUGUGGUAUAUCUGCCGAGAUGUGGAUUGUGACCAUGGGAUUUAAUCUAGGAUAUUGGGCAAUGGAUUAGACAACAGAGUUGACCACAUACGGAAUAAAUGAACCUCUUAUUAACCCCUAUUUGUCAUGAAAUGCAAAGACCAGAAACUGACCUUCAGAACUCAGGGUGACCUGUUCUCCCACAACAUGAUGGAAAAGUUGCUAUUGUCACUGGAGGUGCAAAAGGCAUUGGAUUCUACACAUCAAAACAUUUAGCAAGACUUGGAAUGCAUGUGAUAAUAGCGGGAAACAAUGAAACUGAUGGCAAUGAAGCAGUGAGAAGAAUUCAACAAGACACCCUGAAUGAGAAAGUUGAAUUUUUAUUUUGUGAUUUGGCUUCCAUGAAGUCCAUACGGAAUUGUGUGCAGAAUUUCAAAGCAAGAAAUCUGUCCCUCCAUCUACUGGUCAAUAAUGCUGGUGUAAUGUUUGUCCCGGAAGGAAGAACUAAAGAUGGUUUCGAAGCGCACUUUGGUGUAAAUUACUUAGGCCAUUUUUUACUGACAAACCUCCUACUGGACAUUUUGCGGAAGUCUGGAACUAAAGAUUUCAAUGCUCGGGUUGUCACAGUUUCAUCUGCCACCCAUUUGAAUGGGCAAUUGAACUUUGAUGAUCUUCAAAGCAGCCACUCUUAUUCGGCCCAUGGUGCAUAUGCUCAAAGCAAGCUUGCCCUUGUGUUAUUCACCUAUUAUUUACAACAUCUCCUGACUGAAGAAGGUAGUUACGUGACUGCUAAUGCGGUGGACCCUGGGGUUGUUAAUACUGAUCUCUACAAACAUUUAUGGUACCCAGGAAGAUUUGUGAAGUGGACAACAGGCUGGCUACUCUUAAGGAGUGCAGAAGAUGGAGCUACCUCCUCAAUUUAUACAUCUGUUUCACCAGACCUUGAAGGAAUUGGAGGCUGCUAUAUUUGUAAUGGUGGAAGGACCAAAUCUGCUGAUGUAUCGUAUGACAUGGAACUUCAAAAGAAACUAUGGAUUGAAAGCUGCAAGAUGUCUGCCCUUCCCGUUUCAGCCUAAAGCUUCCUCCCUAUCGGUUGUUUCCUUAUGAGGUUUAUCCAGGCUGCAGUGUUAUUAUGCAUUUUCUCACGGAGUGAGUAGGAAAAAAAAACAUACUUCCUUCUAGGGAUCGACCGAUUAUCGGUUUGGUCGAUAUUAUCAGCCGAUAUUCACAAUUUUGGACGUUAUCGGUAUCGGCAAUUACCUUGCCGAUAAUCCGAUAAUAUUGCACCCCCCCCACCCCACCCCCCACCGCACUGCCCCGGCCAGAGACCACCGCCGCUGCCCCAUUGCCUCCCCCCAUCCACGGUUUUAUAAUUACCUGUUCCCAGGGUCCGCGCUACUUCUGGCUCCUGCUGUGGCCUGCAUUACGCUGUGCACUGUGCAAUGACGAGUGACAUCCUCAACGCGACGUCACCGUCAGUGCGCACAGUGACAGCUCAGGACGCCGCUGGAGCCAGAAGUAGCGCGGACCCCGGGAACAGGUAAUUAUAAAACCGGGGAUGGGUGAGGCAAUGGGGCAGCGGCGGCGGUGGCGGUCUCUGGCCGGGGCGGUGCAGUGUGGGGACUAAGGACCGGCAGGGGGAGAGAAGACAGUGGGCGGCGGGGGGGUGAUGGGGGGGGGGAUGGUGCUGAAAUAGCCGAUAACUUAUACCGGAAUAUCGUUAUAAGUUAUUGGCUAUCGGCCUCAAAGUCCACAGAUUAUCGGUAUCGGCCCUAAAAAAUCGAUAUCGGUCGAUCCCUACUUCCUUGUUUAUGGGUUUGGGGACGUGAGGUCGCAGGCCAAUUCAGCCAAUCAGUGACUGAGGUGGGACACCAAUGUGGCCUCUGACUGGCUGAAUGAGCCUGUAACAUCACGUCCCUGAACUUAGAAGUGCUGCACAGCAGGGACCAGAGCUCUGUCAUACUGGUGGUGACGUGGAAGCAGGGAAGGUCAGUUUAUGGGUUGUUGUUUUUGUUUUGUUUUAAUUAUACAUUCCCUGACCAAAUGCAUAAAGACUUUGCUACCCUGAAAACCCCUUUAACAUUUCACAUCCAUAGACCCAAGAGGUGGCUAUUGGAAUUUCUAUUACACAAUUCAUAUAUAUCUCUGUAGAAUCAUUGUAUUUUUUUAGUUAUUCAAUAAUCGUGAUUAACAAGGAGUUUUGUACCCAUAAUAAUAAUAAUCAUGCUGUGCGUAAUAUACAAGGCACAAUUUCAGUCAUCAACAUGAUCAUAUACAGCUUUUGCCUGAAGGAUUCUGUCCUUUCAUUCUGUGCCAUAAAUAUUAAAGGAUAACUGUGAACCGAUCAGGCAAGUUGUGUUCAUGUUGUUUCAGAAAAACCCUCUCUGAAUGUAAUUUGAUGUGCAGCUUGCUUUGGGUAUACUAAUAUGUUUCAUAUGAAGGGUAAAAUUAUUCCUUUGACGCACAUUGCGGCCUUAAUAAUUAUGAUGAGUUCAUUAGGUAUUCACUUGGAUGUAAUAAGCAAUUUCAGGAAGCUUAACUUGUAAUCACAGGAGAUUUGAGAGUUUCUUAUUAUUAAGGUUCUAACUGGAAUUAUGAAAACUUUACAGAGAUAAUAUAGGAAAAAAAAUUACACUAUCGGAAAGAAAUCAAACUAUCUAUGGGACAAUUUGAUUUUCUACAGCACAUGUAGUAUAUUAUUACUGUCUUUAUUAUUACUGCUCAAGGAAUCUAUUGGCCACCAGGGACAAUAUUCAGUCAAAAGAUUUUGGUAAAUGUAUCUCAAAAACAUUAUACUGCUGUUCAGCCAUUUUUUUCUUAAUAAACACAGAUAUGAAAUGGA